Messenger RNA from Rotaria sp. Silwood1, 1977 nucleotides. The record is from the annotation of a GenBank genome assembly. NCBI's taxonomy places the organism in Eukaryota, Metazoa, Rotifera, Eurotatoria, Philodinida, Philodinidae.
AUGAAUUGUUCGUCAUUAAUAAUCAUCUUAAUUGUCAUUAAUUCUACAAUUAAUAGAAUUUCAUCUAAUUCAAUACAUUUUCAUACUAAAACUCGUUCAACACAACUUAUCAAUCGAAUGGUAUUUGGUUCGACAACUGAAUGUAGUAUACGUUUAGGUGGUAAACAAUUUACUUUAAAAUUUUAUAAAAUGAUAACAUGUCGUUAUGUUGAAAAUCUUUCAAAUAUUUAUCCAUAUUUAUUAAAAUAUUCUCAUGAUAUAACAGCACUUGAAAUAACAGAUUCAAUUAUUAAAAAUUGGAAUAUAAAUGAAUAUUCCAAAGUAUUUCGUAAAUUUGAAUUUUUAAUAUUUCAUCGAACAACAAUUUUAAAUAAAACAUUAUGUCCAUUUAAUUCGUUAUCAUCAAAUUUAUUUUAUUUACAUUUAACAAAUUUUUCACCAAAUUUAGAAAAUUUUUUUUCUAAUCAAUCAUGUUCAAUUAUGAAACGUUUACAUGUUCUUAUACUUGAUCAUACUGACUUAGGUAAUGAAAAUAUUUUAUUAGAUAAAUUUCCUAAUUUACAUAUUUUACGCUUAAAUUUUUCUUCAUUUCAUCAUCCAUUAAAUUAUUCUUAUAUACGUUUAUUUCCAUAUUUACAAGAUUUUUUCUUAAAAGUUAAUGAUGAUUGUCAUCGAUGUGAAUAUGAAUGGUUAAAAUAUGCAACCCGAGAUCAUAAUUAUGUACUCUUUCGUAUAAGUCCUAAUUCUGGUUGUAUGGAUUGGAAUAGAGGUGGAAAAUUUCUUCAAUGGCAAUAUACACCAUUAUGUGGUACAUGUUCAUUACCAUUAAUUAUUAAUAAAAUAAAAACGAAUGAAAUUUGUAGAAUGGAAGAUGGAAUAACCGAACAUUAUUGUAAAGCUUUUUAUGGCCAACAAAGUUUAUUUCAACCUUGGACAAAUAUAUUUGAAAAGACAACUUCGAAAAUCAUGGAAUUACCUUCAACAAUGAGACCAAGUCGAGAAUUUAUGAAAUCAAAAUAUACUACAUUGAUUAUUAAACAAUAUAAAAGGGAUAUAAAUAGUACGUUUCCAACGACUACUCAAUUAUUGUUAGUAAAUAAUGAGUCAAAUAUAAUUUCUCCACCACCAAUAACUAAUUCAACAACAUCUCAAACAUCAACAAUAUCAUUUUGGCAAUCUCGUCUUGUUGUAACACGUAAACCAAUCGAUCUAUUCAAUCGAUCCUAUUGUAAUCCAAUUGACGAUAGUUUAUAUCGACCAAAAGUUCGUUUAAAUCUUCCAUCAUUAAUCGAUCAAUUAUUUAAUAUAUCUCAACAAUAUACACCGAAUUGUUCAAAUAUUCAAUGUGAUAUUAUUCAUUCUGAUUAUCAUGGUCCACUCUGUUUAAAAAAUGGUCUCACAUAUGAAAAUAUAUGUGAAAUAUUAUUUGCAUUAUGUACAAAACAACUUGAUCCUUAUAGUUUACAAAUUGAUUAUUUUGGUUCAUGUGUAACAAAUUGUUCAUUAGUAUCACGUUGUUAUUCGAAUAAUGAAAUAUGUGUAAUGACUCCUAAACCACAUUGUAUAUCACGUCAAAGAAAUUGUACUGGUUUUUCACCUGUAUGUGAUACAUAUGGUAAAACAUUUGUUAAUAAAUGUCAUUUAUCAAAUUCUUUAGUAUUUAAUCAACCAAGACAAAUAGCAUAUCGUGGACCUUGUCGAUUAAAUCGACAAUGUACGAAAAAUCUAUGUCAAUCAAAUGAAAUAUGUAUACAAACACAAGAUAAAUAUCAUUAUCCUAUUUGUAUUAAUUGUCAUUUAAAUGAAACAAUGAAAUUAUGUCCAUUUGAAUUAUUUUGUGGUGAUAAUAAAAGACAAUAUAUUAAUCGUUGUCAAUUAUAUUAUGAACGUUGUCAAACAAAAACAUUUAUUCAAAUUGAUUAUUUUGGUCUUUGUCGUCAUCAAAAUCAUGAUGAUGAAUAUGAGACAGAUAAUUAA